Penicillium argentinense is the source of this 699-nucleotide messenger RNA. RefSeq lists its product as uncharacterized. NCBI's taxonomy places the organism in Eukaryota, Fungi, Ascomycota, Eurotiomycetes, Eurotiales, Aspergillaceae. The coding region runs from base 1 to 699 and encodes 232 amino acids. The transcript is spliced from 3 exons. The record is from RefSeq and is a predicted model, not a curated record.
AUGGCGGAAAUCUACAACACAGACCGCUUCGCAGAGCUUUAUUACCCAUCCAAUACAGCCGACCUCCUGCACCUGGGCCUCGCGGCGCGCUUCAUUGCGGGGCUGUUCGAGACCAAUCAGGUCACCUAUGCCUUUAUUGGGGGUUGGGCUGUCUACCUGCGCGGCGGCCGCCGCAGGACCCAGGACAUCGAUAUUACGGUUGCCACCUCCAUGGACCAUCUCAAGGAGGUGCUGACUGCGCAGUCUCGAAUCCAUUACCCGGCUAUUCACGGCCGAACAUCGGUCCAGAUCUUCAUUGACACGGGCCGGAGCCAUGACGGCGAGUUCCCGCAAGUUCCAGACCUGGCCGUCAGCAUGGACAUCGUGAUCAGUGGAAAUUUGGGCACGCCUUCUGAUCUCCAGGCCUCGCGCGAGCCCAUCAAUCCCUACCGGCCGACGCCGUUGAGGUCACCGGUAUUGGUAUUGGGACUCUUCUUCCAGAUUUAUGCCAAGCUUGAUGCGUAUGCGCGGCGUGGCGAGCAGGGGAGUAAGGAUUUCUUGGAUCUGGAAUUCUUGCUUACGCAGUAUGCGGCGCAGAUUCCGACGUUUCGCGAUUAUUAUGAUGUUGAGCAGAGGAGGUACUUUUUGAUGCAUUAUGCGGCGACUUAUGGGGCUUUUCCGGAUCAGGUGGAUAAUAUGCGGUUGUUAUUGGGGCUUUGA